AUGGCGUUCCAACCGAUGCUGUGGCAUCGUGCCGCAUUCUCUCCGAUAGCAGUAGCCCUCACAGCAGGCGCAAUCCUCUAUCCCAAACGACCCGCGUACGCCGAAGAAGCCGACAUAGCGGAUGUCCUCUCGCGCAAGCCCAUCUACGACGACACCCCACCGAACCUAACCCUCCCCUCCUCCCCCGACGGGUCCGGCACUCUCCCCUCCUCGCCGACGACAAAACACAAUCCCUCCUCCCCGUCUCCAACCGACCGCCUCGCCACCCAGAUCCGCCGUACGCGCCUAGCACUCCAACGACAAGCAGUGCGCGCCGAGGACGCAACCAACGCAUUCAUGACGCGCACGCUGCAGCUCGAGCACUCAUUCACCAGCACCAUUGCCUCUCUCGCGCCGCCGAAAGAAUCCAACGAGAAGGUCGUCCCAGGGCUGUUGUACGUCCUUGUGGCAUCCAUGGCCGGCUCGAUCGCGACGAGGAACAGGAAUAUCUUCCUCAGGGCUGCUGUGCCAGUGGCUGUGGGUAUCGGAACCGCGUACACUGUCUUGCCGCUUACGACGAGAAACGUAGGGGAUCUAGUCUGGCAGUAUGAGAAGAGGUUUCCCGUGGUCGCGGAGAAUCACAUCAGGGUCAAGGAGAGGGUGGGCAGGUUUGUGGAGACGGGGAUUGCGCAUAGUCAGAUGAGUGCGGCGAUGCUGCAGGACAAAGUUGGGGGUGUGAGAGCGGCGGUCGAAGAGUGGGUUAAAAAGGGGCGAUAG
Molecule: messenger RNA, 756 nt
Organism: Coniosporium apollinis CBS 100218
Lineage: Eukaryota; Fungi; Ascomycota; Dothideomycetes
Exons: 3
Coding region: 1-756 (251 amino acids)
Biological process (GO): cristae formation
Cellular component (GO): mitochondrial crista junction; MICOS complex
Source: RefSeq, a predicted model, not a curated record